AUGUUUACAUUUUUCUUUCUUUUCUUUUCUUUCUUUCUUUCUUUCUUUCUUUGCUUCCAGCUAUUUACGUUUUAUCUUUCUUUCUUUCGUUUGCUUUCAGAUGUUUACAUUUUUCUUUCUUUCUUUCUUUCUUUCUUUCUUUCUUUCUUUCUUUCUUUGCUUCCAGCUAUUUACUUUUUUCUUCUUUUUCUUUCUUUCUUUUUAUUUCAACUGUUUAAUUUUUUAAUUUUUUCUUUCUUUUGCUUUGAGCUGUUCUCUGCUGCUUAUAUAUUUUUCGUCAUUUAUUUUCUCUUUUUACUUUCACCCGUUCAUGUCUUUUUUAGUUUCUUUUUAUGUUAUUCUUUUUUCUUUCAAUUUUUCUGUUUCCUUUUUUUUUCUUUUUAUGCCAUUUCUUUUUGUUUUUCUUUCGCUUUCUUUUCUUUUUGUCUUUCUAAUGCCAUAAAGGCUUUUUUCUUUCUUUUUUGUUUUGUUUUCCUUCUUUUUUACUUAAUUUUAUUUUGUUUUUGUUUUCUUUUUUCUUUUAUUCUUUUUUCUGUCUUGUAUUUAUUUUCUUUCUUUUUUAUUUUGCUUUCCUUCCUGCUUUAUUUUUUUCUUUUUAUUUCUGUUUUCCUUCUUUUUUUUCUUAAUUCUAUUUUGUUUUUGUUUUCUUUCUUUUUUCUUAAUUCUAUUUUGUUUUUGUUUUCUUUCUUUUUUCUUAAUUCUAUUUUGUUUUUGUUUUCCUUCGUUCUUUGUCUCUUUUUAUUUGGUUUUUGUUUUCCAUCUUCCUUUUUAUUUUUUUGUUUUCUUUUCCUACUCUUUUUCUUAAUUUUAUUUGGUUUUUGUUUUCUUUCUUUCUUUUCAUAUUUAUUUUUUUUCCAUUUUUCUUUCUGUCUUUCUUUUUCUUUUGUUUUUAUUUACCUUCUUUCUUUUUUCAGUUUUUUCUUUUUAUGCUAUAAUUCUUUCUUUCUUUCUUUCUUUCUUUCUUUCUUUCUUUCUUUCUUUCUUUCAGUUUACUAUUUCUCCCCCGUUUCUUUCUUUCUUUCUUUCUUUCUUUCUUUCUUUCUUUCUUUCUGCGCUACCGUUUCUUUUGGACAAGCCUUUUUCCCUGUCUUUUUAUAUCUAUCUAUCUAUCUAUCUAUCUAUCUAUCUCAUCUAUCUAUUAUCUAUCUCAUCCGUUUCUAUCUAUCUAUCUAUCUAUCUAUCUAUCUAUCUAUCUAUCAAUCUAUCUAUCACAAACCGCCAUCUAUUCAUCUAUCUAUCUAUCUAUCUAUCUAUCUAUCUAUCUAUCCCAGUUUUUAUUCAUCUAUCUAUCUAUCUAUCUAUCUAUCUAUCUAUCUAUCUAUCUAUCCAGUUUCUUUCAUUAUCUAUCUAUCUAUCUAUCUAUCUAUCUAUCUAUCUAUCUAUCUAUCUAUCUAUCUAACCCAGAAGCUCUUUCUUUAUCUAUCUAUCCAUCUAUCUAUCUAUCUAUCUAUCUCCAUCUAUCUAUCUAUCGAACCCAGUUUCUUUCUUAUUAUCUAUCUAUCUAUCUAUCUAUCUAUCUAUCUAUCUAUCUAUCGCAGUCUCUUUCUUAUCUAUCUAUCUAUCUAUCUAUCUAUCUAUCUAUCUAUCUAUCUAUCAGAUGUAUUUAGGCAAGAAAAAUUCAUCGCAAAAAGUUUUACUAAAUUCCAUGAUAUUACGUUGUUUAAACGAAUAAUCGUGCAUUUCUUUCUAUCUAUCUAUCUAUCUAUCUAUCUAUCUAUCUAUCUAUCUAUCUAUCUAUCUAUCUAUCUAAGACUGUUCACUAUCUAUCUAUCUAUCUAUCUAUCUAUCUAUCUAUCUAAGACUGUUCAUUAUCUAUCUAUCUAUCUAUCUAUCUAUCUAUCUAUCUAUCUAUCUAUCUAUCUAUCUAAGACUUCAUUAUCUAUCUAUCUAUCUAUCUAUCUAUCUAUCUAUCUAUCUAUCUAUCUAUCUAUCUAUCUAAGACUACUGUUCAUUAUCUAUCUAUCUAUCUAUCUAUCUAUCUAUCUAUCUAUCUAUCUAAGACUGUUCAUUAUCUAUCUAUCUAUCUAUCUAUCUAUCUAUCUAUCUAUCUAUCUAUCUAUCUAUCUAUCUAUCUAUCUAAGACUGUUCAUUAUCUAUCUAUCUAUCUAUUCAUCUAUCUAUCUAUCUAUCUAUCUAUCUAUCUAUCUAAGACUGUUCAGUAUCUAUCUAUCUAUCUAUCUAUCUAUCUAUCUAUCUAUCUAUCUAUCUAUCUAUCUAUCUAUCUAUCCCAUGCCAUUCAACUUAUUGAUAUCUUCACCUUCAAAUGCAAGAAAAUGUUGA
This is a messenger RNA of Acanthosepion pharaonis, 2280 nucleotides long. The record is from the annotation of a GenBank genome assembly. NCBI's taxonomy places the organism in Eukaryota, Metazoa, Mollusca, Cephalopoda, Sepiida, Sepiidae.